AUCGAGCUCCGAGGCUGGACGGACGGGCGAAGACAUUUCGGCCUUCCCUUCUCUUUAUAUUGCUUGCGUUACCCUUUGAGACCUGUCGAAUUACACAAUUUUAUUUGAGUUUUUAAGUAAAAAAAAAAGUGUGGCGCCUGUUUAACAAUUGACGUCAGUGUUUAUUGUCUGUAUUGUGUGAAAGACAUAAUGAGAACUGUGGCACAAAAGAUGCUAAGGAACUGCAACUUAUUGUUCACAAGUACAUGCAGGAAGACCCCAAACAGUGAUACAGAUGGCCACUCAUCCAACAUCGAAACGGCCGCCCAGAUGGAAAACAUCCAGCACCUGCGUGACGAGGAGGUGGCCCCGGAGUACGCACACCAUGUGGAGGCGCCGGCGCAACGCACCCACCACGAUGGCGCCUGGCUUCUAUCUGUCAUUGUGUGCAUCAACGUCCUCAUUCUGGGCUGCGCGCUGGUUGGCAGCAGCACCAUCAACAGCGUGGCCGUCACAACCGUGCACCGCCAGAUCUUCCUCAUCGUCCUUCUCGCCCUCACAAUGCUUUGGAUGCUCUUGUACGUCACUGUCACCUACCGCAAGAACAAAAACCUAAUGACUCUUGACAGCCAUGCCGGGCCGGUGUGGCUCCGAGGUGGACUUGUGCUUUUUGGCCUGUUGAGUCUGCUCAUGGAUAUCUUCAAAAUGGCCAACUACAUCGGCCACCUGCACUGCGACUCUGCCGUCAAAGUGGCCUUCCCUGCCGUGCAAGCAGUGUUCUUAAUCGCCCAGACUUAUUUCCUGUGGGUCCACGCAAAGGACUGCGUGCAGUUCCACACAAGUGUGACACGGUGCGGCCUCAUGCUAAUGCUCUCUACUAACCUGGUGGUGUGGAUGGCGAGCGUCACCGAGGAGUCCCUUCACCAAAUGGAUGCCCCAUAUCUGAAUGUCAGCUUCCCGUUCAAGAUGUACAGAGACAGUUACAACCUAGAGGCCAAGUGCAGCUGCAGUCACUCAGCGUGCAGCGCCUUCAAGGAGGCCUUCUACUACCUGUACCCCUUCAACAUUGAGUACAGCCUCUUUGCUUCGGCCAUGGCUUACGUCAUGUGGAAGAACGUGGGCCGCCUGGCGGACAACCAGGGCCACCGCAGGGCAAAGUUCCGUCCCAAGGAGAUCAGCGUGGGCCCUGUGCUGGGGCUCAUGGUCGUGGUGGUGGGCCUGGUAACCUUCGUCGUGUACGAAGUGGAGAUCACGCUGGAAGACGAGGCCAUGCGCCGCAAUGCCCUGCUCAUCCAUUUCGUCAUAAACAUAGUGAUUGUGAGCCUCAUGUGCGUCUACACCGCGGUGGGCUGCGUCAUCUACCGACUGGACCACCGCGAACACAUCUCUGAGAAGAACCCUGCCCGCAGCCUGGACGUGCAACUCCUGGUGGGGGCCUCAAUGGGCCAGUUGAUUAUCAGCUACUUCUCUGCUGUGGCGGUGGCAGCCACGGGGGCUCAGGACCUCCUGGAUGCGGUAAACUUGUCGUGGGCUGUCCUCAUGGUGGUGCAACUGUGCCUGCAGAACUACUUCAUCAUCGAGGGCCUCUACCGUAAGCCCUUCCACGCCAUGCAGGAAGACACCCUGCACGCCGAGGCCAGCGGCGUCACCAACCGGCAAAAUUCAAGGUGCAGGCUGACGCCGCCCGAGCGGCCAAACUGGAAGAGGAGAGUGCUGAAGGAAGUGUGUGCCUUUCUAAUGCUCGCCAACAUUAUUCUGUGGCUCAUGCCUGCCUUUGGAGCUAGACCUCAGUUCAACCACACGGUGGAGAUGAAGUUUUACAAGUUCAGCAUGUGGACGGCCAUAGUCAACAUCGGACUGCCUUUUGGAAUCUUCUACCGCAUGCAUUCAGUGGCCAGUCUCUUCGAGGUGUAUAUUAUUUUAUAGUUCUCGCCUGUCUGUAU
This is a messenger RNA of Syngnathus typhle (broad-nosed pipefish), 1922 nucleotides long. It is a transcript of the gene otop2, whose product is annotated as otopetrin 2. The transcript has 7 exons. Lineage: Eukaryota; Metazoa; Chordata; Actinopteri; Syngnathiformes; Syngnathidae. Bases 190 to 1905 code for a protein of 571 amino acids. Gene Ontology annotation, cellular component: membrane. Gene Ontology annotation, biological process: proton transmembrane transport. Gene Ontology annotation, molecular function: proton channel activity. The record is from RefSeq and is a predicted model, not a curated record.